AUGAACGGUCAAUACCCACCGCCUCCUUCACGGGGGCAGGAUGGCAUCUCACCCAUAUCAGCUGGCAGCGAAUGGUCAGGUGUCAACAACUACGGCUCAGCGGGUACUCGCAGUGAGUCUCCAUACACGGCCUACGACGAUACCAAUCCCAUCAGCCCUAUGUCUGAUGGCCAUCAACCUCGAAUGAACAAUGGUUUCGGCCCCCCUCCUCCGGAGCCGCAGCAAAGGCGCCCUUCAGAAAAUGGCUCGCGAACCUCUUCUCGCGCUCCUUCUCUUGCACCCUCGCGCUCUAGUGAUGGCACGAUCUCGGAUGUGCAAAGCAGAAAAUAUCGGAGGAUGGAAGCGGAGCUAGCCCAGCAUUACACCAUCCUACGCACAUAUCUAAGAGGAGGCAAUGCACAUCCACCACGCGCCAACAAGGCACGCGACAAGCUCCUUCGAUUGUCGCCCAUACAAUUCCACGAGCUCAGCACUGAUGUCUACGACGAGCUGCAAAGGCGUCAAGCCUUGGGGCCCAAAACGGACGGCCGCCUCCACACGCCUCGCUUCAAGGAUCUAUCGACCGAUGUCUUCUGCGAGUUGGAGAGGAGGUUUCCGCAGUUCGCAAGACCAGACACUCGCCCGCCAUCAAGAGGAGGUCCACGAGGACCAAACGGUUUCCCAGCACGCAAACACUCUGCGAAUCCGUCCAUGAGUAGCCAAGCAUCCGGCAUGGGUCCACGAUAUGGCUCAGGCGAUGACUACGGACGACCCAUGCAGCGCCAAUUCCAGCAGAGCACGUUCACGCCCAACAAGAGCACUAUGGUCGAAGACGAAGACGAAUUAGUUGGCGUGAAUCCGGGUUAUGAGCGUUCCAGUGACGCAUUCGGCUUGGAGAGUGCGCUGACAAGUCCACGCAGCAAUCGCGAUACCUCUGCCACGUCCCAAAGCAUUGGGAGCAAGACCGGGCAUUACCAGAUCGCAAGUCUUGAGGCCGAAAUAAGCGACUUGAAGGAGCAACUGGCACUGAAGGAUGAACAGCUGGGCCAAGCUCAGGAUUCGAGCAGCGCUGAGCAACGGGAGCAUCAGGAGGAUUUGGAAAGGCGUCUGAGUAAAGCAGAUGAGCUGAACAAGUCCAUGAAGAGUGAGCUAGACCGCGUGCAACAGACUCAAGCUACGAUCGAAAGGACACUUCGGAACGAGAUUGAGGAUCUGAAACGAGCUCAGAACGAGAAGUCCGCUGGGCCAGAAGUGCAACGUGAGAACGAUGAAUUGAAGCGACAGCUCCAGCAGCAGCAUGAUAUAAUUGAAGACGUCCGGAAACAAGCCACGAUUUACCUUGAUGAAAUGCGCAGCAUGGCCGAACAUGGUGGAGGUGAUUUCGCAGCCGAAGAGCGCCUUCAAGCAGACGUCGCCCGCCUACAAAGUGAAGCCGACGACUGGAAGGCGAAGUACAUUCGGGCGCGCACAUUGAUGCGCGGAAUGCGAGCCAGCUCCAUGGGACAGACAUUUGCUAAUACCAAUGUCCAGCAACAUGCACGUGACGGUAGUUUGUAUGAGAAUAACGGGCUGGUCAAGGAUAUCCACAUCACCAGCUUCCAGAUCGCCAUCGAUGAGCUGCUCAGAGUGGCACGGAACGACUGUAUGGCUGUCUUGGAUCAGAUGAAGACAGUUGUGCUAGCAGUCCGCAGCAUAACCACCGAUAUCGAAGCCGCAACGCCAUCUUUGAAGGAUGAGGACGCAACCAAGAAGCGGGCUAAGCUCAAGAGCAAAGUCUCAGCAACAGCCAAUAACCUGAUUACGGCCUCCAAAAACUAUGCGCAAGCACAAGGCUUGUCUCCAGUCAGUCUUCUGGAUGCUGCAGCGUCUCAUCUGACUGCUUCGAUUGUCGACCUCGUCCGCAAUGUCAAGAUCCGCCCAACGACACCGGGAGACGCAGAUGACGAAGCAAACGAGACUAUGGAGCCUGUGCAGACCAACGGAUAUUUCAACGUUGCCGAGACUCUGCGGCGCCGGAGCGAGGUGGACAGCAUCUACAGUGCUAUUAGCACUCCAACUGAUGCCAACGGCUUCAGGUCCGCGUCCCGGAAGAGCCAUAGUCGAUCAAAUUCUGGCUAUGUGAACGGCCAUGGAAGAGCUACGUCGAAGACCGGACUUGGGAUCAAGAAUGAUACAGGUCUUGGACCAGAAGAUGCAGCUCUUGAGGACUUGAAGAUCUAUGUCGAAGACCAGUCUGAUCAGCUUGUCGAGUCUAUUCAAUCUCUGAUUGAAUCCGUUCGCCGCGAAGACUCAGCCAUGAACAUACAGGACAACAUCGAUAAAAUCGCAGAGACUGUAGAAGCGGUGCUUCUUGCGACGGAUAGGGGCUCUCAGGAGCCAGCUUCAUACCGUUCCGAAUGGCAGACACAGACCGCCGACAUUCAGGAAAGGCUGCAGGAAUGCAGAACAAAGUUGAUGCAAGCUGGUGACGAGACUCAAGAGUACAACGGGGGAUCGCCGUCAAAGUCCUUCACGCAAAAGCUGCCUCCACUCGCCUUCCAGGUGGCGCGCGAGACACGGGAGCUGGUGCGGCGGAUACAGGCCAUCAAGACACAAGGCGCGGCAGUCGAGGAUGACUUCAGUUGA
Messenger RNA from Cyphellophora attinorum, 2604 nucleotides. RefSeq lists its product as uncharacterized. The record is from RefSeq and is a predicted model, not a curated record. Gene Ontology annotation, cellular component: cell cortex of growing cell tip; actomyosin contractile ring. Gene Ontology annotation, molecular function: MAP kinase scaffold activity. Lineage: Eukaryota; Fungi; Ascomycota; Eurotiomycetes; Chaetothyriales; Cyphellophoraceae. The coding region runs from base 1 to 2604 and encodes 867 amino acids. The transcript is spliced from 3 exons.